AUGCACCUGAAUGCAUUGCCCUGCCGAAAGGCUGAACAAAAUAAAACAAGUUUAGGUGUUCAGGGAUACCUUGAAGGUGACGUCAAUAUGAACUUGAAUAAUUCAGAAAAUUAUGAGGAAUUUUACACGGUGAGGGUAAAUGUUGCCAAGCGCUCUCGUUCUUACGAAAGGUCGAGUAAACAAUUUAGGAUUUUCGAUUCCUCCCACAACAUUUCUCAAAUUCUCAAGUUUUUGCCAUUUUAUGAAAGGUUGGGGCUGCGCGUCGUCAAUUCCAAAUGGAAUCUUAGUUUUUAUUUUCCCGAGUGUUGGGAAAGCCUCGAUUUCCGAUUCUUCGAUUUGGCCGGCCAUGAAUUUUACUUGACGAAUUUUAAGAGAUUUAUCGCUCAUGUUAAAAAAUUGGACAUUCGUAUCGAUCAGAUUUCUCAAUUAAACAGACUUAUUUGUUUAUCGCAGUCCGCUGAUUUGAAAUGUGUAAACUCAAUUUCUGAUUCUAAUUCUGAACCUGGUUCAGACUCUACCAUAGAUGUUUUAGACAUUAUAGAAACUGAUAACGAAUGUCAACUGGACACUGAUUUUGGCUUCUUAAAUCCCUGUUCAAAUGACUUUUCUAACAAACACUGUAAUCUUUAUAGCAACGAAAACACCUUUGAGGGUUUAAAGGGCGUUUUAAAGACACUGAGGAGCUUAGGCAAUCUGCAGAUUAGUGACAUUGGCAAUAGUCACAACAAUAUUUUUGUACGGGUUCAUCCGACCAUUAUAAAAUUUAUAGAAUCGCAGGUUUUUUCCACCAUUUCAUCACUCUCUUCUGUCAUUGACUCUCCCGUCGAUGUCCACUUCAUUCUUCAGAUCACUCCCCUCGUUAAGAACAUUAGGAAUCUAGUCAUUUCUCGUGUUCGUGACCAUUCUUCCAUUUGUUCAGUUCUUGCUGAGAUUUUGGAGCACAUUCCUAGGAAUCAGCUUUUAUCUCUUCAGAUUGGCAGGACAAUUUUUAACGAUUCUCACAGGGACGUUGAAUUUUCUACAUUUGCCAGGGCUAGAAGGUUCAAUAGACUAAACUUUGCUUACAAGUCUUUUGGGACUACUAAUUUGGAAGAGGGGGACGAGAUCAUUUCUUUGGACGACAUUGAGAUUUCACUACCUGCCUAUCGUCAAAUUCGCAGCUUCAAGUAA
Molecule: messenger RNA, 1170 nt
Organism: Theileria orientalis strain Shintoku
Lineage: Eukaryota; Apicomplexa; Aconoidasida; Piroplasmida; Theileriidae
Exons: 3
Coding region: 1-1170 (389 amino acids)
Molecular function (GO): protein binding
Source: RefSeq, a predicted model, not a curated record